GUCCGGGUCCCUAGUUUGCACGUGCGGCGAGGCCUGAAGACGCCGCGGUGAGCCGGCCCUGGCGGCGUCCCGGACGUAGCGCGUCCCGUCCCGCAGGACCUGGAGGUGUAGUCGCCGCUCUUUGGUGUGAGCGCCUGGCGACCGCAACAUGCCUCACAGGAAGAAAAAGCCCUUCAUAGAAAAGAAGAAAGCUGUGUCUUUCCACCUGGUCCAUCGGAGCCAACGAGAUCCUUUAGCAGCAGAUGAGACUGCACCCCAGAGGGUUCUGUUGCCUGCACAGAAAAAAAAUGAUGAAGAGAGACGAGCAGAACAGAGGAAGUAUGGAGUGUUCUUCGAUGACGACUAUGACUACCUGCAGCAUCUGAAGGAACCAUCUGGGCCCUCAGAGCUGAUUCCCACAAGUACAGUCAGUGUACCCAAUAGGAGAAAUGAAAACGAAGAAACUUCAGUAAUUUCAACCACUGGAAUUAAGUUGCCUUCAUCAGUGUUUGCAUCAGAGUUUGAGGAAGAUGUUGGAUUGUUAAAUAAAGCAGCUCCUGUUUCAGGGCCUCGGCUGGAUUUUGAUCCUGACAUUGUUGCAGCCCUUGAUGAUGAUUUUGACUUUGAUGAUCCAGCUAAUCUGCUUGAAGAUGAUUUUAUUCUUCAGGCCAAUAAGCCAACAGAAGAGGAAGAGGGAAUGGAUGUGCGGAAAUCAGAGGCGGAAAAUGGCAGUGAGUGGGCAGAUGUGGACAAUGAGAAGGAAGAAGGCAGUGAUGACAAUGACUAUGACUCUGCAGGCUCAUUCUCAGAUGAGGAAGUGUCUACCCCUGGGAAAAUUCCGGGGGCUCUAGAAAAUCACUUGUUCUGGGAAGAGGAAACGAAAAGUCGCUUUACUGAGUAUUCUAUGACAUCCUCAGUUAUGAGGAGAAAUGAACAGCUGACCCUACAUGAUGAAAGGUUUGAGAAGUUUUAUGAGCAAUAUGAUGAUGAUGAAAUUGGAGCUCUGGAUAAUGCUGAAUUGGAAGGUUGCAUUCAAGUAGACAGCAGUCGCUUAGAGGAAGUUUUGAAUGACUACUAUAAAGAGAAGGCAGAGAAUUGUGUAAAACUGAGUACUCUUGAACCCUUCGAGGAUCAAGACUUGCCCAUGAAUGAACUUGAUGGGUCUGAAGAGGAGGAAAUUGUCACUGUCGUUCUUGAAGAAGUCAAGGAGAAGUGGGAUUGUGAAUCCAUUUGUAGUACAUACUCAAAUUUAUACAACCAUCCACAGCUUAUUAAGUAUGAACCAAAGCCCAAACAAAUCCGAAUAUCUUCUAAGACAGGAAUACCUCUCAAUGUCUUACCUCAGAAAGGAUUCACAGCAAAGCAAAUUGAACGAAUGCAGAUGAUUAAUGACAGUGAUCUGCCCAAGGUGUCAACCCAGCCACGCUCUAAAAAUGAAAGCAAAGAAGAUAAAAGAGCAAGAAAGCAAGCUAUAAAGGAAGAGCGGAAGGAACGGAGAGUAGAGAAGAAAGCUAACAAAUUAGCCUUCAAACUGGAGAAAAGAAGGCAGGAAAAGGAGCUGCUGAACCUGAAGAAGAAUGUUGAGGGUCUAAAGCUGUGAGGCUGGAACAUUUAGGGUGAGGCCCUUAGGGCUCCUCAUUGUGUUAAGGAAGGAAUGAGGAUCUUCAGAGAGACCAGACUGAUCUGCCUUUUUUAUUGGCAGGUAUUGAAAAGAAAACAGCACAAUAUUUGUAUUUAUAUCAGCAAGUUUGUAAAUACUGUAAUAUUUUUAAAUUUAAUAUGAUGAGCUUAGAUUUGCUCUGAAAUUGACUUCAUGAAUGUGAAAUGUUUAGAUAAAUUAAAGAAAAUGUCUUCCUAA
Messenger RNA from Eptesicus fuscus (big brown bat), 1837 nucleotides. It is a transcript of the gene LTV1, whose product is annotated as LTV1 ribosome biogenesis factor. Bases 149 to 1579 code for a protein of 476 amino acids. Gene Ontology annotation, cellular component: preribosome, small subunit precursor; cytosol; nucleus. Lineage: Eukaryota; Metazoa; Chordata; Mammalia; Chiroptera; Vespertilionidae. Gene Ontology annotation, biological process: ribosomal small subunit export from nucleus; ribosomal small subunit biogenesis. The transcript is spliced from 11 exons. The record is from RefSeq and is a predicted model, not a curated record.